Messenger RNA from Racocetra fulgida, 306 nucleotides. Lineage: Eukaryota; Fungi; Glomeromycota; Glomeromycetes; Diversisporales; Gigasporaceae. The record is from the annotation of a GenBank genome assembly.
AUGGUGUUUGGUGCUUUUCCUUCUUUACACUCUGCAUGCGCAAUUAUCCAAACUCUUUUUAUUUCUUACACUUUACCAAAAUCUCGUGGUGUUUAUGCUAUUGUGACUUUCUGGUUUGCUUGGGAUUGGUUGCCACCUGUUAAUAUUACUAAUAACUCUGAUGACUCUGAUGAUAAUGUUGAUAGUACUUUAUUAAUACAAAACAAUAAUAGUAAUGUUUCGAUACCUUGUAUUGAACCUAAUGUUAAAGUUUUUAAUUCCGAUUGUAAUGAAUUUAAAGUUGAGAUUGCUAAUCUUAGUCUGUAA